AGUUUUGUUUCCCUUUUGACUGCAGAAAAUCCCAUGUUAUUUGAACUCAGAAGAACCUUUGCCUGAUGAAAAGAAAGAGGCGAAACCCAGAUGAGAACCAGAAUGAGUGUUGUGGUGUCUGGCUGGAUACGUCGGCGCUCAAAAGAUGUAAAAUACAGAACCUAAUGGGGAAGCCAAGGCUAAGAAUACUGACCCGGCUCCCUUCUUAUUCUCCUCCUUCAAAAGCACCUCUUCCGUGCACGAAGCAAACGACUAUUUCUACCUUCGUCAGAGCUCAACAAACAGGGGAGAGAGAAAUCAACACAAAUGGAGAAUUGCUUGCUGCUGCAUCGAACAGUGCUUCUCAUUUGAAAGACCACGAGUGGCCAGCUGGGGAACCAACUCCGUUGCCAGAUUCUCUGAUUCAAGCAGGAGUCACGCAAGAAUGCAAACAACACAUUGCAGAGAAACCACAACUUAUUUCUCCUUGGAAUCUUGCUCCGACUGAAGCUCAGCGCAACAGUUGUGUAGUCGGUUAUGCGAAAGGAAAAAAAUCUGCUGCACAAAGUGGGGACCCUCUCUCCGUAAACUUCAGUCAGCACCAAGAAGAGAAAGGGACUCCCGUGAAGAUAAACAGCUUCGUUCUCACAGAGCCUCCUCUCACAAUGAAUUUACACAAGAGCUUCACACAGCAGGAAACCUUGUCUAAGUUGCCUCUAAGGGAGAAAAAUGAUGGCUGGGAAAAAGAGAAAACAAGCACUUCAGCUUCUCAGAGUAGCCCAAACCCGAAGGCAGUUUCAUACAAAACUAAGGAUCGGAGAAAAUAUAACCCAACGUCCUUCGUGGAAUCCUCCGACUCUGAGAAUAUAGAUCCUCAGCUGGAGAAAAGUAUGACCACCAUCAGGCCUAUGAAGAAUGUCAGUAAAAUUACACCUGGAUUCAGUUUGGAAAGUAAUUACGAAAUUUCUAAUUAUAAGUAUGGGAACAGUGAAGAUGCGACGAGACCUUUGUUCACUCAAGACUCAGAUGGACACAAAGUCAUUUCUCACCGCCGUUUUCGUGAACCAUCUCAGUUGUCUUUCCAAAGGAAGUCUCAACGGGGCAAAAGUGGUUCAGGUGAGAGCCAAUCCCCUAAGGAUCGCUUUGGGGCUUGUUACUCUGUGGAGAAAAGGCCCCACAUCCCUGUCGUAGCCAACAUUAGCCAGCAACCAUGCUACGACUUGCUAUUCACAGAGGAUUCAGAAGGCAAUAAAGUCAUUAAGCACUAACUCAUAAUCUCCGUGAGAAUACAAGAAAAGGCUUAAAGGCGCACUGUAUUUAUGUCGGCUACAGCUAUAAGGUCAAGCCAUUUUUGCAAACUACGACAGAAAGUACUACUUUCAUGGUCCAGAAGCCUAAUCCUCCCGCUGCAGAAAAUGCAGUUGUAUCCAUUAGUAUAAGUAUGUAAUACAUUUCUGUGAUAUGUUUGUAAUACAAGUUUUAUUCCUAUUUCUUAGACUGAUUUUUCUUUCUUGGGAGGCCUGAGUCCUACCUUCUGGAUUUUUAUUUCCUACCAGGUGGACUAGAAGUGUAGUAAGUUAUACUCUCUAAUAGAAACUAAUGACUGAGUGAAGAUGUUGAGAAUGUGUAUUAAAAUAAAUCAUGAGCUACUAACAA
Molecule: messenger RNA, 1635 nt
Organism: Anolis carolinensis (green anole)
Lineage: Eukaryota; Metazoa; Chordata; Lepidosauria; Squamata; Anolidae
Product: aurora kinase A- and ninein-interacting protein
Exons: 3
Coding region: 66-1247 (393 amino acids)
Biological process (GO): spindle organization
Cellular component (GO): centrosome; spindle pole
Source: RefSeq, a predicted model, not a curated record